GGUCAAGGAAGAUUUCCCGCCAACCAGCUGAUCGGGUUAAUGAUUGCUACAUGUUGUAUUUUAGGCUAGUGCCUGGACUUCGGCGUGUCUGGUUACAGCCCACUUUAUUUCAGGCUACAGAAGGUCGGGGUCGCAAGUUAUAUUGCAGUAUGGCGGAGGCAAGUCCAAGCUAUGAAGACAUCCAGAAACUCAGUGACUUCAUCUUGACUAAAACCAAGCAUCGGCCGAAGAUAGCAGUGAUCUGUGGCUCUGGGCUGGGUGGCCUGGCUGACAUAGUGGAGGAUCAAAAUGCCAUCGACUACUCCGAGAUCCCAAACUUUCCCAGGAGCACCGUGCCUGGUCACAAAGGCCGGAUGGUGUUCGGUCUGCUGGCGGGGAAGACUGUAGUCUGUAUGCAGGGCCGCUUCCACCCUUACGAGGGAUACCCUCUGUGGAAGGUUGCCCUGCCAGUACGUGUGUUUAAGCUGAUGGGUAUAGAGACCCUGUUCGUGACGAACGCGGCCGGUGCCCUGAACAGCAGUUUCAACGUGGGUGACAUCAUGCUCAUGAAGGAUCACAUCAGCAUGCCAGGCCUAGCCGGGGACAACCCACUCAAGGGGCAUAAUGAGGACAGGUUUGGGCCCCGUUUCCCAGCAGUGUCGGAUGCGUACAACAGCGAGCUGCGCCAGAUGGCGCGGGACAUCGGGAAGGAGCUGGGGUUCGAGUCGUUCAUGCAGGAGGGGGUGUACGUGCAGGUGGGGGGGCCGUCGUACGAGACCAUCGCCGAGUGUAAGCUGCUCCGUAUGCUGGGGGGAGACGCAGUGGGAAUGAGCACUGUCCCUGAGGUCAUCGCAGCAAGGCACUGUGGGAUCCGUGUGUUCGGAAUGUCGCUGGUUACCAACAUGGUGGUGAUGGACUACGACACGAAGGGAACCGUCAACCACGAGGAGGUUCUGGAAACGGGGCGCCGCCGCGCUCAGGACAUGCAGAAACUCGUCUCCAAGAUGAUUGGUCAACUGUAACUUGGGCAGCUCUGGUCGGAGAAGGAAACCCGUGUUACAAAGAGUGCCUAUUCUAGUUGAAAAAAAAACUUGGUCAGAUUUGUAUACGACUGCUGACUCAGUCAUUCUCCUAAGCAGAGACAUCCAAUGGCGCCAGCAAACCGCCCCUUGUCUGUACUCUGCUAUCUCAACCGUCACCAUCAGUUCCUGACCGCCCUGCUUAUAAAUAUUAAUGAGAUUACUCUUAUAUUUGCGAGAUCCCUUUUGAAAACUGAAAGGCCAUUCUCUGAUUGGCUGAUAGCUGGUUUGUGGCGACGCCCACAGGAACUGAUGGUGACGGUUGAGAUAGCAGAGUACAGACAAGUGGCAGUUUGCUUGCGCUGUUGAAUGUCUCUACGUAGGAGAAUGGACUCAGUGUAAACUAGUAUAAUUCGAGAGUGUAACACAAAGAAGCUCACAGAGCACAGCUUAUUGUAAAUGUAUCAAGAUAUGAGUGACAUGUUCUUCACUGACUUGUAAGAAUUGUCUUGCUAUGGUACAUGUAUUUCCUUUGGUUUUAUGUCACCAAUGACACUAAAAUACAAUAGUUCUUGAUGACAAGCAAACCUCUCACUGCACAAGCAAACAAUCACAAGUAAUUACUCAAUGAACAUAUACAUAAUUUUAUACAAAAUACAUAUACAUACCUUAUUCACCCUUCUGAUGUUAUUGAACGUUGAAUCUUACAAAUCAUACAUCCAGUUCUUGAUUCCUGUCACCAGGUUAAUUUUUUUACUAUGAAAUCAUAUAGUAGACACAACAAAAUAAAGAGAGUUAGGCUGAAAUCUGAUACAGAAUAAGAAUAAAGAUGUUGAUAAGAAAA
This is a messenger RNA of Branchiostoma floridae (Florida lancelet), 1842 nucleotides long. Its product is annotated as purine nucleoside phosphorylase-like. Gene Ontology annotation, biological process: nucleoside metabolic process. Gene Ontology annotation, molecular function: purine-nucleoside phosphorylase activity. The transcript has 7 exons. Lineage: Eukaryota; Metazoa; Chordata; Leptocardii; Amphioxiformes; Branchiostomatidae. The record is from RefSeq and is a predicted model, not a curated record. The coding region runs from base 51 to 1001 and encodes 316 amino acids. Gene Ontology annotation, cellular component: cytoplasm.